Cynoglossus semilaevis (tongue sole) is the source of this 6676-nucleotide messenger RNA. RefSeq names its product early endosome antigen 1 (gene eea1). Gene Ontology annotation, molecular function: metal ion binding; 1-phosphatidylinositol binding. The coding region runs from base 316 to 4470 and encodes 1384 amino acids. The record is from RefSeq and is a predicted model, not a curated record. Gene Ontology annotation, biological process: endocytosis. Lineage: Eukaryota; Metazoa; Chordata; Actinopteri; Pleuronectiformes; Cynoglossidae. Gene Ontology annotation, cellular component: early endosome. The transcript has 29 exons.
AUUUAGAUCUGUAUAUCAACAAUAAUUUCCUGUCUGAAACUCGUUGCUCUCCACCGUGUCUUAUUGCUGUGCGAUAAGAUUUUCUUUCUGGUCAAGAAAUUAUAGUAAAAUGUUUUUUAAAUAUGUAUAAUGUAUAGCAAUUAUGUAAUUUAUAAAUUUUUUGCAAUAGCCACGCUUUUCAACCAACCUCUCUCUGACCCGCCCAUUCGCGUCUGCUUUCUCAGCCAGGUCAGGUGUUCGUCGUGCCGUUACGUUAGCUUUGUUUUUUUUUGGUAGAUCAACAAAGGGUUUGUGCCUGGACAAAGAGUCGUGACCAUGCUCCGACGGAUACUUCAGAUGACUCCUGGAAAGGGGGGCUCCCAGAAUGCAGAGUCAGAGCAGCCCAGCACCGAUCUCAACCAUGAUCAGACAUCCGAGGGCUUCAUCUGUCCUCAAUGCAUGAAGUCUCAUAACUCUGCAGAGGAGCUGUUCAAGCACUAUGAGCUGUUCCAUGACACUGGAGACCUUCCAGCUCACAUGGCACCCACUAGGGAAGACCUUACUAUGCUUAGGCAAGAAGUUCAGGACCUACAUGCUUCUCUCAAGGAGGAGAGGUGGUUCUCUGGAGAGCUCAAGAAGGAGUUAGACAAGGUCCAAGGGCAUCUGAAGCAAAAUGAUGGACAGAUGAGCUCAGAGGAUUCAGCUCUUGAAAGAAAGUUAAAUGAAUCCGAGACAGAAAAGUUUAACAUAAAGCAAAUGAAAGACCUGUUUGAGCAGAAGGCUGCCCAGCUGGCUACAGAGAUAGUAGAUUUAAAGUCACGAUAUGAUGAAGAAAAAAGCUUAAGGGAGGCGGCUGACCAGAGGCUGACCAAAAUGACUGAGCAACUACAAACAGAGAAGCAAGAAAACGAGAAACUACAGACAGAACUGCUGCAGCGACCAGGAUUGGAGGAUGUGGAGGUGCUGAAGAAGGAGUUAGUGCAGGUUCAGACGUUGAUGGAUUCAAUGACGCGUGAGAGGGAAGAGGAGUCUGAACGUCUCAAGAGUUAUUAUGAGCAGUUGCAGGCAAAUUACACAACAUCAGAGAUGACCAUAUCACAGCUUAAAGCAGAGUUGGAGAAGGGUCCACAGGAAGCAGCUGUCUACACACAAGAGAUCCACCAGCUUCAGAGCAACGUGAACAACCUGCAGCAGCAAAUUCCGAAACUAUCUGAGAAGUUGGCGUCUAAGGAGAAGGUGGUUCAAGAACUGGAGCGGACCUUGAUGGCUGAGAAAGCUGCCAAGAAGGAAGUCCAAGACAGCUUAAAGGAGAGAGAGAUGGAUGUCCAGGAGCUCCAGGCUCGAAUCUCAGGAUCUGAGGCCUCGUUGCAAAAAACCACAACAGAGCUCGGGGAGAGGAAUGAGGAGGUGGCAAAACUGAAGAGUGAGAUCAAUGAACUGGAGGUGAAACAUGCAGAGUUGAAGGUCGAGAGGAAACAACUGGAACAGCAAAGAGAAGAGAAAGAGAGCAAGGGUGCUCAGCAGCAGACUGAGAUCAGUCAGCUUCAUGCAAAACUACUGGAGGCAGAGAGACAGCUUGGAGAACUGCAAGGGCGCCUGAAAGAGCAGAGGCAACUUUCUGGAGAAAAGCUGAAAGACCGUGAGCAGCAGGUUGCUGAAGUGCAGCUCAAACUGUCCCGCGCAGAAGAACAGCUGAAGGAGGGCACCAGUGAGAACACAGACCUGCAGCACCAGCUGGAAAAAGCAAAGCAACAGCAUCAGGAACUCCUGGCUUUGCAGCAGAACACCAAUGGCAAACUCCGCGAGGCACAGAAUGACCUGGAGCAGGUGCUCCGUCAGAUUGGUGAUAAAGACCAGAAAAUCCAGAACCUGGAGGCACUGCUGCAGAAGAGCAAAGACAUUGUGACCCAACUGGAGGCAGAGAGAGAAGACUUGUGUGCCAAGAUCCAGGCGGGUGAGGGGGAGACAGCUGUGCUUAACCAGCUCAAAGAGAAGAACCAUGCACUGCAAGAACAGGUGAUGCAGUUGACCGACAAAUUGAAGAACCAGUCAGAAAGCAACAAACAAGCUCAGGAUAACCUGCACGAGCAGAUGCAGGAGCAGAAGACACUGCUGCGUUCAGCCCAGGACCGAGCCCACACUCUGGAGACUUCAGUGGCUGAACUCACCACCCAGCUGGCAGACAGCAAAGAGAAGCUCGCCCAGGUGGACACUCAGCUGAAAGCCAAGACAGAGAUGCUGCUGUCUGCAGAGGCCGCCAAGGCUGCACUGAAGGCCAACCUGGAGAACAGUCUGGAGACCGCUCAGCACGCACUGCAAGACAAGCAACAGGAGCUAAUUAAAGUUCAGAAGAAAGAGGAGGAGCACGUUCUGAGACUCAAGGAGAGACAGGAGCAGUGCACACACCUGGAGUCCAGUCUGAAGGAAUACAAAGACAAACUGCUGGCCUCAGAGCAGCGUGUGGAGCAGUUUGAGGGUGUUAACAAGAAAUUGGAGUCACAGGUCGGGGAGUUGCAGGCCUCACGUGAUCAGGCACAGCAAGAAGUACAAAAGCUCCAUAAGGAAGGGUCAGAGGUUAAAAGGAAAGCCAAGGAGCUGCAUCGUUCACUGGAAACAGAGAAAACAGGAGCUGCAAAACUACAGGAUGAGUUAACGAAGAAGACAACAGCGUUGGGUGAGACUCAGCAGCGACUGGAGCGCUGUGAGCAAGAAAAAGCUGCCCUAAAGGAGAACCUGGACAAGAUGACUGAAGAAGGGAAGAGUCUGGCAGCAGAUUUACAAAAGGUCAAACAGGAGAAAGAGAACCAGAGGAAGGAGCUCGUCUCCACUCAGGAGAGCCUAGGACAAACCAACAAAGCUCUGAAAGAGAGUCGACGUGAACUGGACACAGAGAGGAAGAGUCAUAAAUUAGCUAUUGAGGAAAGGGAAAAGUCCAAUGAGAAGACUAGACAGGAGCUCCUGAAGAAUAAUGAGACCAUCGCCAAGACAAUGAACGAAUCACAGCAUCAGGUGGAGCAGCUGAAGGAGGUGGAGAAGAAUCUGAAAGGGCAGCUUCGCUCAUUAGAGCAGCAGCAGGGAAAAUCUCAGGAGACACUAAAGAAAAAAGAGAAAGAGCUGGAGAAGCUGCAGGCACAGCUGAAGACAGCUCAGGGGUCCUACGAAGAAGAGAAGAUAAAGCUGAAGAGCCAGGUGUCAGAGCUACAAGAAGUCAGUGUCAAGAAGGCAGAGGAGGAGAGUAAACUGAAGGCCCAGAUGUCUUCAAUGAGCCAGGAGCUGAACUCUGAAAAAGGCCAGGUGAUGGAGCUUCAGAAAUCCUUGGCACAAACCCAGGAGAGUCUCAGUAAACUUCAGUCUGACUUCUACGGCAAAGAGUCUGAAGUCUCUGCUCUGCGCCAAGACCUCAAGGCGUCAGAAGAGAAGCUGAGUCUGGUUCAGGAGGAACUGGCUGCAAACCAAAAUCAUCAAGUAGGUUUGGAGUCUCAGAUCCAGCAACUGAAGACGAGCUGCAACACACUGGAUCAGGAGCUGAGCAAACUGAGGCAGACGCACCAACAGCAGGAAGAAAGACUGAAGGAGCUACAGAAGCAGAAGAAUGAUAUAAAGGAGCAACUGGACAAAGAGAAGAGUAAAGUGGAGGAAUUGAACACGACUAAAUCUGCCCUGGAAAAGAAAAACGCCAAAAUAACGUCCGACUUAAAGGCACUAACUGAAAAGAGUGAUAAGGAGCUGGAUGAGCUGCGAGAAACCAAACAGCUGUUGAUCCAGCAGAAGCUGGAGCUGCAGGGUCAGGUAGAGGCUGCACAGGUUGCACUGGAGCAAGAGCAGAAAGAGCACCAGACCACCAGGGAGAGCAGGAGCCAAAGGGAGGAUCAGCUCCUGGCCCAAAACAAGAAAGUCCAGGAUCAGCUGGCGGCUGAGAAGCGAGUCAUGGAGGAGAAGGUGAAGCUCAAGGAGGAGGCUGAAGCUAAGUUGGGGAUGCAGGUGAUGGCGCUGAAUGAAAAUGUGGCCACGCUAAAAAGAGAGUUGCAAGGAAGCCAGAGGAGAGUUGGUGAACUGGAAAAACAGUCAGAUGAGCUGAGGGGAGAGAUCGCAGUGUUGGAAGCCACGGUCCAGAACAACCAGGACGAGAGACGCGCUCUUCUGGAGAGGUGUGUCAAAGGUGAAGGGGAGAUAGAAAAGCUGCAGUCCAAGGUGGUGGAGCUGAGGAGGAAACUGGACGAUACAACAGCAGCCAUGCAGGAGCUGGGCAGGGAAAACCAGUCUCUCCAGAUUAAGCAGUCACAGAAUCUGACCAGGAAGUGGGCCGAAGAUCACGAAGUACAGAACUGCAUGGCGUGUGGGAAAGGUUUUACUGUCACUGUCAGAAAGCACCACUGCAGACACUGUGGAAACAUCUUCUGCGCCGAGUGUUCGUCCAAGAACGCCCUGACGCCGUACUCCAAAAAGCCAGUACGAGUGUGUGAGAUAUGCUUCGAAGAGCUCCAAGGAUGAUUUCCUCACCCCAGCGUCCCCUCCCCUGCCCUGCCUUAGCCUCCCCUCCACUUCUCUUUCUCUUCCCUCUCCCUCUCCCACUCCAGCAGGCAGGAAGCCCCUUGUCGUAUUUAAUGUGCACUAUCCAGGACAGACUUCUUUCUGCACGUGACCAUCAGAAGUCACUGAUGUGAUGCAGAGCCCUGUGACAUGAUGAGGCGGAGUUGGCCGGGAAUGUCUUUAUCUGUUUUUGUGCCUUUGCUACUUCUGUGGACCGCUGGAGAGCAGAGAGACAGGUCCACAGCCGUCCUGCUCUGUGUCCACGCUCACAUCUGCUAUCACUGUCCUCAUCAAACCAGUGUGUGUGUGGUAGAACCGUAUGUCUUUAGGCGGUGCGAGGUUGGACUGUCAGAGCGAAGUAGGGGGGAGAGAGAGGGGGUGACGUGGGAGUAACCAGGAAAAUGACUGCUUCCCUCUUUUUUUAACAUAUCUGUAACUAAAAUGUAACUAUUUUUCUUUUCUCUGCGAACAGAGCGUAUUCGUCGAAUCGAUUAAGAAAACGCAUCAACAUGAACGGCAAGAGUGAGAUAGUUUUAAAGUAUUUUUGUAAAUUAUUUACUUACGCUAACGUACUCCCAUCUGCUGUGUGUGUGUGACGUUUGGCUUUUGAAUGCAUUUGUGUCUGUAAAAACUGAUAUCUGGUCUUUUUAAGUGUAAAUACACCAAAGGUCUACCACAACCUUCAGUUUUAAUUUAAUAUUUUAAACAACAGAAAUAGUCACGAAGGUUAAUAUCAAGGAUCAUGUACAGAACAGUAUUCCACAGCAGUGGGGGUUGAAAACACCUUCGACCUUAAAAGCACGUAAAAGACGUCACCUGUCAGUGUUUGUCUUCAAUUUUUCCAUCGCUUCCUUCGUGUUUCCUUCGGGGGGCAGCGUGAGUCUGAUUCAAUUGGUUCUGCUUUUUUAUGGCCAAAGAAUGUCUGAGCGGUAUUCCAGACACGAUGAAAGAGUUUGCUUUUCACAGCUCAGUAUUUUGUCUCUUUGAGUUUUAAAUUACAGCAACAGUUUAUCAAGACCGUGAUGAUUUGACAAAUCUCCUUUAAACUUUUUCUUUUUAAUAAUUGUGCUGACUUUGUGGAUUGUUGACACAGUCAAUGAAAUGUUUUUGUGUGUGUGGGGGGGGGGUAAUUUUUUUUCCUGCUGCUUCUUCUCAUCCACACAAAUCAUUGACUACUGCUCAAACUGUGUGUGUGUGUGUGUGAGGAAGAGAAAAGGGAAAGAACGAGAGCUGUCACUGUGAUGGCUGUGUCCCAGUUGGCUUGCAGCACCCUCAGCGUCCUACCACAGGUAAUCUCAGACACUCGAUCUUUGGUCAGUGCCACUGACUCAGCACCUGUUCCCACCUUCUCCUGGUUUGAUAGUCAACAAGACUAAUGCUACUAAAGCAGUGGUGACUGUUUCAAUAAAACUUUGAACAGCUGACAAUAAAUACUUCAACUCAUAAAUGCGACUGACAGACCUGGCUGCUGCUGCUGCUGGUUUUGUUUUUUCCACUUUGUCUCCACCUCUGGUGGAUUCUGGGACAUGUUCAGUUGAGUUUACCUUGUGGACACUGACUUCAUUCAUUGGUGACCACCCAGUUUGGGUGUAGUUUUCUGCUAUUGUAACUGUUGGAGAUUGUUGGAGGCUCGGGUGUUUGAGGCAUAGUAGGAUUCAGUGGUGUUGCAUUCAGGUGCAGCUGUCACUGCAACCUAAUUGCUUCUCAUUUGUAUUUUAUGACACACAUGUUGGUGUGAUCUUUAGUGCAAUUGCUCCAACUCUGGCAGAAAGAGAUGACAUAACACUGAAAGCUGUAACCGCAGAUCUGACAUGGUGACAAGCGGUCAGGCUCGUCCAAAUUAGCCCUUUACGCUUUUCCACGUCUGCUACAAACUGUCAAACGGCUGUUUUCCUUUCAACGUUUCAUCAGUUUUGUUCUGUCUACCUCAGAUUGGAAACGGGAAAAGCACUCUUUCUGAACCUUAGACACCACCUGUAUUGUAUAAACGGCCUACAUUUCACUCACAGUUGAAGUUGACUAUUACCCACAUCUGUGGAGAUGAUUUGCACCUUAACUCUAAUCUUGGCGUCUCUGUCAGAACUCAAACCACGGCUGUAGAACCACCGGUUCUAUUCAGCCUUUCCAGUUUCAUGUACUCAUGUCAAAAUGCUUCUUGAUUUAAAAA